Messenger RNA from Acomys russatus (golden spiny mouse), 1911 nucleotides. Its product is annotated as zinc finger protein 175-like. The coding region runs from base 1 to 1911 and encodes 636 amino acids. Gene Ontology annotation, biological process: regulation of DNA-templated transcription. The transcript is spliced from 4 exons. The record is from RefSeq and is a predicted model, not a curated record. NCBI's taxonomy places the organism in Eukaryota, Metazoa, Chordata, Mammalia, Rodentia, Muridae.
AUGUCUGCUGACAUGGAUUUCUGCCCGAAGCUCCGGACACUGGGAGCAGAGGAGCAGCAUGAGUCGUGUGAGAGACUGGUGUCCUUUGAGGAUGUGACUGUGGACUUCAGCCAGGAGGAGUGGCAGCACCUGGACCCCGCCCAGAGACGCCUGUACCAGGAGGUCAUGCUGGAGAUCUACGGCCACCUGUUGGCAGUGGGGUGCCCCAGGCCAAAGGUCAUCCUCAAGAUGGAGAAAGUAAAGGAUGCACAGAUGGGAGAGGUUGGUGUCCCACAUCAGGGGUGUCAGUGCCUGACAGAUUUCUUUGUGUCCGACUCUGACUCCUCCUCCACCAUGCUCACUGUGUCUGUUUCUUCUUCUCUUGUCUCAGCAGGCGAAUCAGAGCAGGACUCAGCACACCAGAUUUGUGCGAAAGCUGCUUUUCCAAAUGAUGCAUCAAGAGCAACCACUGGGCGUGGUUCAUAUUGUUCCAUUGUAGAGGAGCAGUGGCGGGACGGUGACCCUAGAAAGACAGAUCAGCAGCAGCAGAUCCCACCCUUGAGUCCUGGUGCUUUCUUCAACCAGCAAGUGCUGCUCACAGACAGUAGUUAUGAAUGGGCAGCAACUGGGGAAGCCAUUCCCUCAGGCCCCCACCUCAUUUCUACACAGAAGAGAUCUCCGAGAUGGUGCCCAUUUGAAAAGGCUUUGCAGCCUAACCUUCAAGCAAACAGUGAGUGUCAAAGCAGUGCCACAAAGCAGCCUGAUGGCAUUGUUGAAUCUGGUCAGUGCUUCACACAAGGCCUUUCUAAUGCUGUCUGUACAGCUCAUAACCAAGGGGAGAAAGCGUGUGAAGGUAACCAGUUUAUUCCCAGCCGCAAGCAUCUCCUUACACAGCGGGACAUUCUUUCUCAGGCCACACCAGUUGAAUAUAGCACAUAUGGGACGGCCCUCACUGCUAACUCAGCUUUGUAUCAGCAGCAAAUACCAGACGCUAUAGAGACACCUUUUAUUUGUCACAUGUGUGGGAAAUCCUUCCUUCCGAAGCCUGAGUUGAUUUUUCGUCCAGGAACAAACAGAGGAGAGACACCUUACGAAUGUCCUGACUGUCGGAAAUUGCUUCCUAAUGCGUCCAACCUGCAGGCGCGUCAGGAAACUCACACGGAGGGGAAGCCUUACGGAUGCCGAGACUGUGGGAAGUCGUUCAGUUACGCAUCCCACCUAAAGGUGCAUCUUCGGAUACACACAGGUGAGAGACCUUACGUGUGUUCUGACUGUGGGAAGGCCUUUAGCCAGAAGUCUGUUCUCACCACACACCAGAGGAUUCACACUGGGGAGAAGCCUUACACGUGCAGCCAGUGUGGCAAACUGUUUGUGUAUGCGUCAGAUCUGAAGAAGCAUAGUCGGUUCCACACUGGGGAGAAGCCUUACGAGUGCAGUGACUGUGGGAAGCUGUUCAGUAACAAAUCUCACCUGCCUGUGCACCAUCGGAUUCACACCGGUGAGAAGCCUUACAAAUGCUUUGACUGUGGCAAGUCUUUCAGAAGAAAAUCCCACCUCACAGUGCAUAACCGGAUACACACUGGCGAGAAACCGUACGUGUGCUCUGAUUGUGGGAAGGCCUUCAGCCACAGUUCAGUUCUCAGCACACAUCAGAGAAUUCACACCGGGGAGAGGCCUUACGCAUGCGGCUACUGUGGCAAAGCCAUGUCCUCUAAAGCCCAGCUGACUGAGCACCAAAGAAUCCACACAGGGGAGAAGCCGUAUGUGUGCGUUGAGUGUGGGAAAGCUUUUAGUGGCAGAUCUUCUUUGCAAGUGCACCGUAGAACUCACAGUAGUGAAAAACCUUUUAUCUGUCACAAAUGUGGGAAAGGUUUCCUGCGCAAGUCACAGCUGUCCUCUCACCAACACACUCACACCCAUGAGAAUCCUUAG